AUGCCUGUAUGCAGCUGUAAAUCGCACAGCGAUAAUAGCGCUGCUGUGUAUAAGAUUUCCAGUAAAAAAUAUAAGAAAUGUGUGAUACAGGCACUUAUAGAAAAUAAAGUGUUAUCAGAUAAAUCAACAUAUCUUUGUACAACAUGUGCAAGUGAGUGCUUGAAAACUAUAACUGACAAGCCAGUAGUUAAGGCAGUAGAAGAAGUUGUAAAACUUAUUGAAGAGAAAAAAUUAUCCACCAGGGACAAAAAAAGACUUUUGCGUGCUUUAUUACAAGAUGAGAAGAUGUCCAUUGAAGAUGAUUCUAAACAUCUAUCUUCCAAAUACAAAGAUACACAAUAUUUAUCUUCAUUAGACACAAAAAAAUGGUUAUUAGACAGAAACCAUAUGGUUAUACAGUUUCUCUCUGUCAUAUCGGGAAGAAAAAUCCAAGACUUGACUGAAAAACAGACAGCAGCCUUCAUUUUUGCUGUAGAGCAAAUAUAUUCACUUGUUACCUCAAACCUAAUUUUACCUCUUACAUUUAGUAAGAAUUUACUAUCUUACUACUUCUCAGGAAGUAGAUCCAUCUGCACUAUGAAUUCUAUAGCAAGUCCUGGUGGUAGUUACCAGUCCAUAGUUUCAUGGAUAGCCCAGCAGGGAGGGGAUCCAAUAACCAUUAGCGGUGUUGAGGACGUUCUCACAUUUUUUGAUAACAACCAGAUUCUGACAAGGAGAUGGCGGGUUAAUUAUGACAACAAAACUAUUUUAUCUGCAAUUACGACCGUCGUUCAUUUAUUUCCACACAAUCUUUCCUACUUGCAACAAAACCCCCAUCUCUCACCAAGACAAUGGCUGUAUCCAAAGAACCUAUCUUCACAAAUUAGCAAUUUUUCCAAGUAUCUAGAUAAGUUCGGAAAUAUAUUCCGGGAAUUACGAUUGCAAUUUGUGGAGUCAAGAUUAGAGAAGGUGUACAAGAGCCACACUGAUGGACUGACAGGACCAACAGACACCAUCGAGGAAGGCGUCAGAGGCAGAAAGCGAAAGAGGGGGGAAGACCUACCAAAUACUACUUCAAGAGUACAAGAGGACCCUUACAGCUUCGUAGAGCACAAUCACCCAGGAAAGCCAACAAUUAUCAUGGGCAAUCCUGUUGCCAAAAACCCAUGCUCUUACGAAGCUGUUAAGGAAGUGCUUGCAGCGAUAAAGGCAGAGACCACCGGGGAGACCAGGAAAUGGACCAUAGUUGGUUGUGAUGGCCUGCCUUACCUAAUUGGGAACAAAGUUAUAGAACAAGAGCAAGAUCUGCAAGACAUCCUCCUCGUUCCAGGACUUGGUCAUUUUGAAAUAAACAUGACGAAAGCCAUCAUAAAAUUAGUAUGGGAGAUAUUUGGGGAAGAUUUGGCCAAGAUGCUGGGUUACCGCACAGCCAAAGCUUUGAGCGCAUGCCAUGAUGCCAGCGACCACCACAAAGCUUUCCAGUUCGUGGAAAUACUCCUUUAUGGCACAGGAGAUGAAUUACUUAUUCCCUAUGUUAGGGAUUGCAUUUCAUCGGGCGAUUCCCCAUCAGCAUUAGGAUACUUCCGAUGGUGCUCCUCAGUCAAAGACUGUAAUUACAGAUUUGUCCAAGAAAUUGUUUUCACGUACAUCCUUGCCCUGUACAUGUUUCGAGUGGGUGUACGUAGAAACAACAGUCAAGUUAUGAUGGCGGGGAGAAUAAAGUUUGCUCCUUUAUUUUUUGGCCUUAAUAAGUUCAACUACCAACAGAUAGAAGUCCUUGACUCCAUCAUGAGAUUAAGCGCCCCAUCUGAAGUUCUCCAUUUCAUAAACGAGAACGAAUCUAUGACUCAAUCAGGGCAUCACAGUAAGGGAGAAGGUGGGGACUUUAUUUUGGAGUCCAAAAACAAAGAGACAAAAAGAUGGUUACCACCUGGUGCACCAAAAUUUAUACAUUGGAACCAGGCAUGCAGGAAUCUGGAUAAACUAGAGAAGGUGAAUUAUUUACAAUUGAUAAUUUAUUUCAUACUAAUAUAUUAA
Molecule: messenger RNA, 2016 nt
Organism: Saccostrea cuccullata (small rock oyster)
Lineage: Eukaryota; Metazoa; Mollusca; Bivalvia; Ostreida; Ostreidae
Exons: 6
Coding region: 1-2016 (671 amino acids)
Source: RefSeq, a predicted model, not a curated record